GUGACCGCGCCCCCGAGGCUCAGCGGCGGUGGAGAAGGAGAGAGUGUGCACCUCAGGAGGAACCAGCGGUCUGUUCUCACAGGAAAAAACGAGAAAAUUUCAGCUCAUACAUGGCGAAAUUUGUUUUAUUCGACGUCCAGACACAUAUGCAUUCAGGACCGCGGCUCUGACAGCGACAGGCGACGCGAAUAUCCGCAGCUUCACAGAGGUUGGAGUUUACCGAGGGUUUUCGUAGCAGUUUCGUGCUUGGAGGCACGCGAGUACCGGUGUCGUCGUCUCCGUGGACGCCGUUUCGUGCUUUCCGGUGACAACUGACACUUGUCCGAAUUCCCAAGACUAGAAGGCCUACUCUGCUCGGUCUCCCACCAGCCCGGUGUCCCUGUCAGCGCGGGGCCGCCUGCACACUCACCCCGGCGCGGCCUCGCUCCUUGACGAACCCCCGGCGACGACACAGCGUAGAGCCCGUUAACGUUACCUACACUCCUCGACAACACCUGCCGUGUUACAACGACCAGCAAAACCGUGAAUCUUUGAAGGAAAACGGACUAGAGAGACGCCGGUGAUAUCGACAGGCGGAGCUGUCAUUCAACAUAUCAACAGCUCCUUGAAUUUAAGCAUAUUUAAUAGUUGAUUCUCACGCGACUGGCUCAUUCUCUCUCUCUCGCAUAUCCUCAAUCAAGCUAUCAAACAGCCAAACGCCUGACACAGAAACUAAACACGCUUGGAGCAAAGGCAAGGCCUCAUCUGCUAACUCAGAUAGCUGCAUCGCUAACACUCAGCCUGGGUUUAAUCAGCUUCUAAUCUUAUUAACUCCACUUUUUGACUCCUAUUCAUCGCUUAUUUUUGUACGAUACUACACAAUAGAGGGGCGAUUUUAAUUUAAAGCCAUUGGAUCAACGCACAGUACAGUACAGACAAGAGAUCUGUUCAGCAGCAGGAGGAAACACAGCUGUCAGCCUUUAUUUUCUACUACUCGGCCUGAUUAAUUCCCACCUUGGGAAAGAAAAACCCGAAGAAUCUUAUGUGUUGGGCUGGUUUCAGCUGACCUUUGCUACGAAAAUUAACUAAGUCCCUCGUGAGCUUCUUGCGCUGUAACCCGCUGCAUGCACUGAUACGGGAAGGACUUGAUUUAUAUUUUUGUACUAUAGUUCAGGAGCCAUUUAGAACAGGGUCAGAUCUCUGCACAAACCCCUACUACUGUUCAAACAUGAGUAUUGAGAUUCCAGUCGGACUGACGGAGCUGCUUCAAGGCUACACCGUGGAGGUGCUGCGCCAGAGGCCGCCGGACCUGGUGGAGUUCGCCGUGCAGUAUUUCACCCGCCUGCGGGACACCAGGAGCCAGGACGGGUCCGGGGCCGCCGCCAAAACCGGGGGGAAGGGAGUGAUGUUUGAUGGCGAGCCGAUGCAGACAGAGUCCAACGGGGACGAAGAUGACGAGGACGAUGACUCAGAUUUUGAGCCUCCUCCCCCCAGCAGAUUUAACCGGAGAGUGUCGGUGUGCGCGGAGGCCUUUAACCCUGAUGAUGAUGAGGAAGAUUCUGAGCCUAGAGUUGUCCAUCCAAAAACAGAUGAGCAGCGUUGUAGAUUACAGGAGGCCUGCAAGGACAUUCUUCUGUUCAAGGCUCUUGAUCAGGAGCAGUUUUCAGAGGUGCUGGACGCCAUGUUUGAGGUUCUUGUGCAGCCACAAGACCACGUCAUUGAUCAGGGAGAUGAUGGGGAUAAUUUUUAUGUAAUCGAGAGGGGUGUUUAUGACAUUGUGGUACAGAAGGAUGGCGUGGGCUGUUGUGUGGGUCAGUAUAAUAACAAGGGCAGUUUUGGAGAGCUGGCCCUCAUGUACAACACUCCACGUGCUGCAACCAUCAUUGCUAAAGACGAGGGAGCCCUCUGGGGACUGGAUCGGGCAACCUUCCGUAGACUCAUAGUGAAGAAUAAUGCGAAAAAAAGAAGGAUGUAUGAAUGCUUUAUCGAGUCUAUCCCACUGCUCAAAUCGCUAGAGCUGUCUGAGAGGAUGAAGAUUGUUGACGUACUGGGAGUAAAAACUUUUCAGGAUGGAGAAAGGAUCAUCAUGCAGGGUGAUAAGGCUGAUUGCUUCUACAUUGUGGAGUCUGGAGAAGUGAAGAUUAUGAUGAAGAGUAAAACGAAAGCAGACCGACAGGAUAAUGCUGAGGUUGAGAUCGCUCGCUGCAGUCGAGGGCAGUAUUUUGGAGAACUUGCUCUCGUCACUAAUAAACCACGUGCUGCCUCAGCCUAUGCUAUAGGAGACAUCAAAUGCUUGGUGAUUGAUAUACAAGCCUUCGAGCGCUUGCUGGGGCCCUGCAAGGAGAUCAUGAAGAGGAACAUCGCCCACUACGAGGAGCAACUGGUGGCUCUGUUUGGAUCCAGCGUGGACCUGAGGGACUGAGACAGACUGGCCGUGCCUUACACACACACACACACAUACACAUCCACACGACACAUAGGUUAUACACUCCGAAAACAUUUUGUAGGUACACAUUCCUUUUUAUGUGCACUCAUACUCCAGCCAACAUGCUCACACUUUCAAAUCAUGCAACACACACUCUCACACACACGCCUGUUGUCAUUGCGUCAUCUGCUCAGUACGAAAUAGAAGCAUUACCAGCUCAACCGCUGUGACCCUGAAACAACCACAGCCUGGAGAGGACAAACACACACACACACACACACACACACACACACACUUACACCAAAAAUCCCCAGCCAAGGACCCAUCCUUUCUCAUGGUCACUUGCAGUCACAACAAAGAAUCAAGAAAAAGAGAUAAAAGAAUCUAUGUUUAAACAAGAAAAAAGUUGAUAUCUUUCAAUAAAAAAAGCAAAAAAGUGCAAAAAUUUAACGUUUUAGAGCAUUUUAUGCGAAUGCGAGAGCUUUGAUAAACUUUAAAUAUGACCUGUUUCCUUCCCUGCUGUUGGUGCAUAAAAGUUUUUUGCCGGUGGAAUGCACAGUGACCGAUUUUUCUCACUUAAACUCCACGUUGUAUUGAUUAAUGUAUUACUAUUAUUAUUAUUAUGAUUAUAUAUUAUUAUUUUGUGGAAGGUUGACUCGCUGUUACACCGCCCCCUAAUUGGAGGAUGCGAGGCUGAUUCUAGUGCGGAUAUUUUUUUUUUCUUCCCCUUAGUCUUUCUGAAUGAGUCGUCCUGAAAAAUAAAUAAAGCAGACAUUUUGGUAACCUGCUGGGACUCUUAUGUUGCGAGUGUGUGUGUGUGUGUGUGUGUGUGUGUGUGUGUUGAAAGGUGCGGUCUGUAAUUACAGGAACAGUGCCAUUUAAAUGUCAGGAAUCAGUUUUGUGUUCAUUGUCUUUUCAUUGGGGACACCAUACAAGUGUUUUUAAAAUGGAGUGUUAUUUUUCCUUUAGGGCGGUAGUUGGCUGUUGUUAGUUGGUUAACACCAUUGAGGGUUGGCUAGUUUCAGCAUUUACAGAUUGUACUUUUAAUAAACUUUGGAUAAAUCA
Danio aesculapii is the source of this 3469-nucleotide messenger RNA. It is a transcript of the gene prkar2aa, whose product is annotated as protein kinase, cAMP-dependent, regulatory, type II, alpha A. The record is from RefSeq and is a predicted model, not a curated record. Gene Ontology annotation, biological process: regulation of protein phosphorylation. The transcript has 10 exons. Lineage: Eukaryota; Metazoa; Chordata; Actinopteri; Cypriniformes; Danionidae. Gene Ontology annotation, cellular component: cAMP-dependent protein kinase complex. Bases 1208 to 2401 code for a protein of 397 amino acids. Gene Ontology annotation, molecular function: cAMP-dependent protein kinase regulator activity.